AUGCCUCAAGACCCGGACCUCUACGGCCAACGGCCCGCCAAGAAGCAAAAAAAAUCCACGGCCCUUGCGUCGUCUCUUGAUUUCACAGCACAGUUGACAUCGCUCAUGUCGAAUGCCAAGUCGACUGGUCCCCAGCCGGGGCGGAAAAGACCAUCAAAGGAGCACAAGGUGGACCUUGCUCGCAGUAACAACCCAAAGGAACCCAAACCGCAGCAUGAGGACAACAAACUGAAAAUCAAGGACGUUUCUGGUACAGAAGAAGAAUCCCAGCAACUAGCACGUUCCAGGCGGAAAAUGGAGGACAAGGCACGAAUCUAUGCAGCAAUGAAGAGAGGAGACUACGUGCCCAAAGACAACGAGACGGCUCCGCUGGUGGACUUUGAUCGGAAAUGGGCAGAGACGGUGGAAGGGAACAAAGACUACGCGAGUUCCAGCUCGGAUGAGGCCGAGGAGGAGGAGGAGGACGACGACGACGGGGAUGCGGACCAAGUGAUUGAAUACGAGGAUGAGUUCGGGCGGUUGAGGAAAGGGUCCAAGGCUGAAAAGGAGCGCAUGGAACGACGGGCGAGGAGAGGAUGGCUAGGUGCGGAAGAGCUGGAGCGCAUGUCUGCGCGGCCAGCGGCGCCGACGAACCUCAUCUACGGGGAUGCAGUGCAGGCCAUGGCGUUCAACCCGGAGGAUCCCGAGAAGAUGGAGGAGCUCGCUCGAAAACGGGACCGCAGUGCGACACCACCGGAGCAGAAGCAUUACGACGCCGACAGCGAAAUCCGCACCAAGGGAACAGGCUUUUACAAGUUUAGCCAGGAUGCAGCGACACGCGAGCAGGAAAUGGGAGACUUGGCAAACGAGCGACAGCGGACGGAACAGGAGCGCAAAUCCCGACUUGAUUUGAAGGAGGCCCGACGUCGGGAGAUUGAACAGCGGCGGAAAGACAUGGGAGCGCGUAGGGCUCGGCGCCAGGCUGACAACUUCCUGGACAAACUGGCGGAAGGCGAGGAUGGGCGAUGA
Molecule: messenger RNA, 1008 nt
Organism: Ustilaginoidea virens
Lineage: Eukaryota; Fungi; Ascomycota; Sordariomycetes; Hypocreales; Clavicipitaceae
Exons: 1
Coding region: 1-1008 (335 amino acids)
Cellular component (GO): nucleus
Source: RefSeq, a predicted model, not a curated record